GAAGAAAUGCUCAAAUGCUCAAAUGCUCCCUCUCUCUCUCUCUGUCUCUUUCUCUGUCUCUCUCUUCGGCAAGCUAUGACUGGAUCGUAAGAGAAGCUAAAUCUGAGAGAACUAGAGAGACCCAGAAGGCAGAUCAGCGUGACUUCACCUUAAGACCACAAAAAUGGGGACCGCAGACGGGAUCAUCGGGGGCGGGCAGCAGGGCAGGGGAAGCGCGGGAACGGGCGGGGGGAGAGGGACGAAGAAGAAGUGGCUGAAGAGGCGGGAGAGGUGGCUCGUUGUGCUGGGAGUGGUCCUGCACGCAGUCUACAUGCUCAGUAUUUUUGACAUAUAUUUCAAGUCGCCCAUCGUCCACGGCAUGGAUCCGGUGGCCCCUCGCUUCUCCGCUCCAGCGAAGCGCCUCGUCUUCCUCGUUGCGGAUGGUUUACGUGCUGAUAAGUUCUUUGAGCCCGAUUCUGAGGGGAACUUUAGGGCACCCUUUUUGCGAAGUAUAAUUAAAGGUCAGGGUCGAUGGGGAGUUUCUCAUGCCCGUCCUCCCACCGAGUCAAGACCUGGCCAUGUUGCUCUCAUAGCUGGUUUCUAUGAGGAUCCCAGCGCUGUUACAAAAGGAUGGAAGGCUAACCCAGUUGAAUUUGACUCGGUCUUUAAUCGAAGCCACCAUACAAUUUCCUUUGGCAGUCCUGAUAUUGUACCAAUAUUCUGUAGUGCGUUGCCUCACAGCACUUGGAAUUCCUAUCCACAUGAAUUUGAAGACUUUGCAACUGAUGCAUCUUUUCUGGAUGAAUGGUCCUUUGAUCAGUUCCAGAGCCUUAUUAAUAGGUCUUCUAGUGAUGAAAACUUGAGGGAUUUACUUCAACAGGAUAAUCUUGUUGUCUUCUUACACUUGCUUGGCUGUGAUUCAAAUGGUCAUGCUCAUCGGCCCUUCUCAUCCAUAUAUCUAAACAAUGUCAAGGUUGUUGACCAUAUUGCCAAGCGCAUGUAUGACCUUGUUGAAGGCUAUUUUAAGGACAACCGAACCGCCUAUGUCUUUACAGCUGAUCAUGGAAUGAGUGACAAAGGAAGCCAUGGAGAUGGGCAUCCUACCAACACCGACACUCCCCUUGUGGUUUGGGGAGCUGGAGUUAAACAUCCCAAACCGAUCCUCAGCAGCGAUCACACGGAUCAUGGCCUUCGUUUUAUUGAUGAGCAUUUGCACGACACACCAACUCCACCUGAAUGGGGUCUUAGCACCAUCGAAAGGGUUGAUGUUAAUCAAGCUGAUAUUGCUGCUCUUAUGGCCACUCUUCUCGGCUUGCCCUGCCCGAUGAACUCAGUUGGAAGCUUGCCGCUUGGUUAUGUCAACAUGGACAAGGCAGAAGAAGUAGAAGCUGUGACAGCCAAUGCAAAACAAAUUCUUAACCAGUUUCUUUGCAAAUCAUAUGUGAAGCAGUCAAAUUCAUUAUUAUUCAAGCCAUUCAAACCGCUGGUGAAUCAUGUCUCCAUAUUGGAUCAGAUUGAAGAACGGAUGGCAGCCAGAGACUACGAAGCUGCAAUGAAACUGUCUGAAAGUUUAAGAAGCUUAGCACUGGAAGGGCUCCAUUAUUUUCAGACAUAUGAUUGGCUGAUGCUGAUGACUGUGAUUACUUUAGGUUACAUCGGUUGGAUGGUCUAUCUUAUUCUCCAUGUGCUGCAAUCUUAUACCUCAUUGUCUGGAGUUGUAUAUAGAAAGGAGCAAGUUGUUCAGCCAAGAAAUAGCGCCGGAAAAAUUACCAUAUUGGGAGUACUGGUGAUGGGACUUUUUUCCAUUGUCCUCUUCAUUGAACACUCUCCUCCUUUAUAUCACGCAUAUUUCGCGAUGACCGUAUUCCUUUGGACACAAAUCCUUGAUGAAUAUCAGCUUAUUAAAGCUCUUUUGAGAUAUUUAAGCCGGAAAAAGUCAGACUUUGUCCUCAAACUUCUUGCCACCUUUAUUGUCUCCAUUGUCUUACUUGAACUCUUGGUGCAUAGCUUCACUGAGAGGAAGCUCUAUACAUGGUGUUUCCUGAUUGUGGGGAUUGCAGCUUCCUCCUAUUUGUUCUACUUAAUUCCAUGGGAAUCGGGGAUACCAUUUUUUGUUUGGCUUGCUUGUUGGUUCUUGUCAGUGUUUACGCUGAUGCCUGCAGAAAUUCCUGAUAACAACAAGUUGGUAAUUGCAAGCGGAGUUAUGAUCAUAUUAAUAGGAGUAGCUGCAAGGUGGCUUGAUAAGCAUGGUGAUGGGAAUAAAUAUUGGUCCAGUAUCUGUGGCCAUGGUAUGAAGAAAGCAAAGUUCCCAUUUCUCUUCCACUUACAGGUCCUUUUGGUGGGGCUAUCCUCAGCUAUGGUAUGGUUAUCUACAUCUCACAGGAUGGAAAAGCAAGAAUUGCAUUCCAUACACCAGUUCUUGAAUUGGUGUAUUGCUGGUCUUUCGAUAAUUCUUCCAUUAUUUUCUGAGAAUGUUGUCUUGUCUCGGUUAACUUCUGUAUACCUCGGAUUUGCACCUACGUUCCUACUAUUAUCAAUCGGAUAUGAAGCUGUCUUUUAUGGAGCUCUUGGUCUAGUACUUAUGGCAUGGCUACUUUUCGAGAACACACUGCUCUAUGUAGGUAAAGUGGAGAAGCCAUCAACUGCUAACAGGACGUCUGAGGAACAUGUUUCCGAAGAUGAUGUCAGAUACUUGCAGCUGUCUGAUGCAAGAAUUCCCCUAAUUUUUCUGGUUUUGUUCAAUGUCGCAUUCUUCGGGACUGGUAACUUUGCGAGCAUUGCAAGCUUUGAGAUAUCAUCUGUCUACAGAUUCAUAACAAUCUUCAGUCCGUUUUUGAUGGCUGCUCUGCUUAUUUUCAAGCUAUUCAUACCAUUCAUGCUUGUCAUAUGCACAUUCAGUGCUAUAGCCAAGCUCAUCCAAGUUACUCGGUCGGGCUGCUACUUCCUUGUUAUUCUAUUUUCAGACGUGAUGACCAUCCACUUCUUCUUCCUGGUGAAAAACAAGGGAAGUUGGAUGGAAAUCGGGAACAGCAUUAGCCAUUUCGGGAUCGUGAGUGCCCAGGUUGUGUUUGUUCUUUUACUUUUCGCCCUCACAGAUAUAUACACUAAGGACAUACAGGUCAUGUCCAACCGCCGACCGUCUUCUAGGAAAGCAGUGUAACACUCUUAGAGUUGUAUCGGACAAUCAAUUGGGAUUUUUGGUCCGUUCCCACUUGAUCAUCAGUUUCGGCCAUCUUUAUGUCUUUAUUCAAUCCAUAGAUUGCUAUUGAGAUCCGUCAAGAUCAACAGAAAUUCUAUCAUUCCAUCGCGAAAGCCUUCCGUAACAAGUUGGAGGGGCGUAAUCCGACUAUUGGAGGCCGGAGGGGAUGGGUGGCUCAGAAUCAUAGAAGCUCUUUGUGACAUGAUUAUCGUGUGUGUUUGUUUUUUGAAAAUUGUUUAACUCAACUCCACUCCACUUAUUUUCUAUUCAA
This is a messenger RNA of Punica granatum (pomegranate), 3449 nucleotides long. The record is from RefSeq and is a predicted model, not a curated record. Lineage: Eukaryota; Viridiplantae; Streptophyta; Magnoliopsida; Myrtales; Lythraceae.